AUGUCAAAGGAUAUAGUAGAUGAUACUAUUCAUGAAAAGGUAUUAUCAUAUCUUUCAGAGUAUGUAUCAAAAGGGCCUGAACUAAUUAAAAUAUUUGAAGAAUGGAAUAUACUGGAAAUAAUACGUAAAUGUAUCAUACAACAACACCUGCCACAAGAAGUACAAAAUCCACAGCAAGAUUAUAGAAUUAUCGCAUUGUCAAUUCGUUUAUUGGCAUGCUUAUUGCAACAUGAUGAUAAAGAUAAUAGUUCGUUAUUCCAUCAAUUAAUUAAUGAAUAUCUCGAUAUACUUGAUUUUAUUUUGGACAAUUCAUUUGCCGAGGAGGGACUUACACGAUAUUCAUGUAUUGAAGCAUUACAGCAAAUAGUUACUUAUGAACAAGGAUCUAAUUGGUUUCUUGAAUCUGGAAAAAGUGCACAAGCUGUUUCUAAAUGUUUUAAUGAUACUAGCACUUAUGUUGCUGCGUCAUCUUAUUUAUAUAAUAAACUAAAUGGUAUGUUGUAUGACUCUGAUAGUAGCAUUGAUGAUAGGUUGACAGUAUUACAAUUAAUUUGGACAUUGGUUGAUUCCAAAUCAAAUAAUGUCUUGGCGUUCUUGGUACAAAGUCAAUUGUUGACACGGUUAAAUAUAUUAUUAAUUAACAAUAAUAGAAUUGUAAGAUCUAGAACAAAUGAUAUUUUAUGCUCAAUAUUUGAAUGGGUUCCUGACCCAAUUCUAUUAUUUAGAAAUUAUUCAUUAAAUAUAAAUAAUGAAGAUCCAAUUUCUGAAGGAUUAAUACCCAAAAAUUUUGGAAUAUUAAAUGAAAAUGGAACUUAUAAAAAAGUAAGAAUAGAUGUUAUGGAAAAACUUUGCAAAUCAAAAGUUAUUAGUUUUAAGCAUAUUAUUUACAAUUCAAAAUAUCAUGCUCAGAUGAAGAAAUCAAUCGACACAAUAAUAUCUAUUUUAUUUAACCCAGAUUAUAAUACAGAUCAACGUAUUUUGAAAACAGCACUUGGUAUUAUCCCAAUUGCUAUUUUCACGAAAAUCACAAAUGAUCAAAUCACUGAUGAAUUGACUAGUCUCUUGAUCAUAAAGAAUUUAUUACUAGAUUCAAAAACUGAAUGUCGUGGAAUAAUGUUAUUAUUGGAAACUAUGCAAAGUUUCAUAUUGAAUUCAACAAUGAGUAAAUAUAUAUUAAGUAAUAGACAUGGAAAAGAUUGGGCUGAUGCGAUCGUGUUCAAAGCAUGUGAUAUUCAUUGGGAAUCUAGUGAAAGAGCAGACGGAAGUAGUUGUGGAGUUGACUUUGUGAUUGGUUUUAAUUUACCACAAAUGGUCAUAGAAAAAAUUAAUGAUGAGGAAGCAUACGUACGUGCUUCUUGUCUAAAAACCAUUCAGUCAAUAAUUAGAUGUCAAAGUAGUUGGCAAUAUUUUGCCUCAAAGAAUUUACAUGAAAAAAUUACAUCUGAAUUGCCUUUUAUGAUGAAGGAUAGUGAGGCAUUUGUGAGACGAGCAGCGAUGGAAUUAUUGAUUUCUCUUAUUGUAGAACGUAAAUAUGGUUCAAUGUUGUUGUUGGAUCGUAAUGCAGAAAUCAUGAAUCCGAAUGUUAUAGAAAAAAUUAUGGAAGAUCCAGAUUUUUAUGUAAGAAUAAAUGGAUGUAAAUUUUUAGAAGCAGUUUGGAAUCAUUUCAAGAAACACAAUGACAUUAAUGAUGAAUUGAUAUUAUCAACAAUUCCUGAUCAUAAAAAAAGCUUGAUAAUUAAUGAAUCAUCAUCAUUGUUGUUGCCAACAACAUUGAUAAAAGGAAAUGAGAGUGAAUUUUUGAUUGAUAAAGAUACUUCAUUCUUUUAUUGGUUGGCUGCUGAUAGAUUACUUAUUACAGCGGUUGAAGAUCCAAGUAGAUUGGUUCGCAGUGAAAUCUUUGACAUUCUUCAACGUAUGAAAAUGUUCCUUGAACAAACAAUAAUAUUUGAUGUUGUUAAAAACAAUAAAAACAAUGUUCAUAAUGAUAUUCCAAAUUAG
Messenger RNA from Entrophospora sp. SA101, 1998 nucleotides. NCBI's taxonomy places the organism in Eukaryota, Fungi, Glomeromycota, Glomeromycetes, Entrophosporales, Entrophosporaceae. The record is from the annotation of a GenBank genome assembly.